UUCCAUUAACACCUCCCCUCACGGUGGACCUCACAAUUCCUGCAGACAUUCCACAGAGCACCACCACACAAACUCUCCCCCCCGGGCAAAACAAAAAAAAUCCCUUCCGGUUCCCAUUCUUUUGAAAACUUUCACCACAUCCAUCCAUCCAUCCAUUCUCUUCUUUCAUCUUCAAUCUCUAAACCAUGCCUGAUGCAGCAGAGGCUUCGGAAUCUCAGCACUCCAAAUGCACGAGGCCCAGGACCCAGUUCUCGCACCUCAUUUCCCAAACUAAUCCCGACCCACAAAUCCCUUCUCUGCCCCACUCCACUCGCUGCAAAUCCACCAUUUCCUCUAUCCUCUCUGCCUCCUCCCACGACGCUUGCGGUGAAACCGCACGACCCAACCUCAACACCAACAAGAAAAAGACCAAUUUCUCAGCGGUAACCUUAAGAGGAUUCGGAUGCACUGCUGGCGCCUCGCGGCAGGUAUCGCUUCCCGCUCUCAUUCGGACAUCGGCUGAUUGGCAGCAAACCAAAGCCAGAAAAGAGAAGCACCGGAGGAGUGGUGCGAAGAACAGUGUGAACGGUCAAGGCGUCUUUGAAGGUUCAAAUUCUGGUUCCGUUGGUUGCGUUGAUUCUCAAGAUGUUUGGUGUGGCCCUGGAAUUGGAUUUUCGGCGGACGUUGCUGCCCAUGCGGAUUGCGUUGUGGCAAGGAAGAAUGGGCCUACGAGAGGGAAGACUGAUUUGGAGAACAUGACUCACAGCCACAGGGAGAUGAUGCUGCUUCAAGGAAGUCUGCUAAUGGGGGGAAGAUUGAAUUCUCGCGACCACUUUAGAGACUGGAGACUCGAUGUUGAUAACAUGUCUUAUGAGCAAUUGCUGGAGCUUGGUGAAAGAAUUGGUUGUGUGAACACUGGACUUAAAGAAGACGAGAUUAGACGUUGCAUUAGGAAAUUUAAGCUUUCCAAGUUUAACAAGACUUCAAAAAGUCAAGUUGAGAACAAGUGCAGCAUUUGUCAGGAAGAAUACGAAGCUGAUGAUGAGGUGGGAAGGCUGAGUUGUGAACACGACUAUCACUUUCGGUGUUUAAGGCAAUGGCUCGCGCAAAAAAAUUGUUGCCCAGUGUGUAAGCAAGAAGUUGUUAGUCGUCACUCAGUAGCCAAAUCCUGAAUUAUUUUUUUAGGAAAAAAAUAAAAAAUAAAUUUUUUGGCUUUUGGACGCCUGCUUCCUCUGUAUAGCAUUUCAUCUCCAACAGAAGCUAGAAUUUUGAUUUUUCUUUUUUGGACGUCAAUCUUCAUCCCAUUCUAUGAUCGGAGAACGCAUCGUUUCAUAAUUGGACCUCUCGAACCUUUUUGUUCAUUGAGUUGUGAAUUGCUCUUUUUGGUGAAAUUAGUAAUUGAACUAUCAUAUUCCCUGGUUCA
Molecule: messenger RNA, 1402 nt
Organism: Prosopis cineraria
Lineage: Eukaryota; Viridiplantae; Streptophyta; Magnoliopsida; Fabales; Fabaceae
Product: NEP1-interacting protein-like 2
Exons: 4
Coding region: 186-1151 (321 amino acids)
Molecular function (GO): ubiquitin protein ligase activity
Source: RefSeq, a predicted model, not a curated record